UUGAUUUUCACGAUUCCCCCCCAGAAGGUCUGAAAACGAGUGGCUUUCAGAAAAUUUCAUAUUUAGCUCCAGAACUGCACAAGAACCCUUUCAUAAGUUCGAAUUCAAUGGACGUUCGUGCGCACUAUUUAGCUCUGUGCCCUCAGUGCUGACAUGGCCCACAGAUACCUCCACCUCUCCAGAGGCUGCAGGAACCUUUACAGCGUUUUUCUGCCCAAUUUCAGAUCACCAAAGGCGGCGCGACUGGUACCUACCCAGCCUGAGGCUCUGCAGAAACGAGUGUUGCUUUCUCAGGUGCUGGACACGUACCGAAGGUUAUGCUCAAAGCCUCCGAAAGGAUUUGAAAAAUACUUCCCGAAGAACGGCAGCCCAAAGAAUGGUGAGCCCAAACCCUCCAACGCAGAGGCCCAAGAGGCCAAGCCGAACAACGGACAGAAGAACUCUGGGAAGUCUGAUGGUGGGGGCGGAGGCAAAAAGGGAGGAAAGAAGGAUGAAAACACCUGGUUCAACCGGAUACAAAAGGGGGAUAUUCCGUGGGACGACAAGGACUUCCGCAUGUACGUCAUGGUUUCGGCGACUUUCUGGGUAGCAGUCGGUUAUUUCUUCUUCCGUGAUGCAGGAAAAGAAGUCACCUGGAAGGACUUUGUGAACGGCUACCUGGCUAAAGGAGUUGUCGACAGGUUGGAGGUUGUGAACAAGCGCUUUGUGAAAGUCGUCUUCUCUCCAGGGAAGGCGGAAGCUGAUGGGAAAUACGUGUGGUUCAACAUUGGCAGCGUGGACACGUUUGAGCGUAAUCUGGAAACCGCUCAGAUGGAGCUGGGUAUCGAAGGGGAGAACAGACUGCCUGUGGUUUACUCCACUGAGAGUGAUGGCUCGUUCCUCCUCAGCAUGCUUCCCACCGCGCUCAUCAUCGGCUUCCUGCUCUUCAUGCUGCGGCGAGGGCCAGCGGGUGCCGGACGGCCUGGCAGGGGCAUGGGCGGCCUGUUCAGCGUCAGCGAGACCACAGCUAAAGUGCUGCGUGACGAGAUCGACGUCAAGUUCAAGGACGUGGCCGGGUGCGAAGAGGCCAAGCUGGAGAUCAUGGAGUUUGUUAACUUCCUGAAGAACCCCAAGCAGUACCAGGACCUUGGGGCCAAGAUCCCUAAGGGUGCCAUUCUGACCGGACCUCCCGGAACUGGGAAGACAUUGUUAGCGAAAGCGACUGCAGGCGAAGCGAACGUCCCUUUCAUCACCGUUAACGGCUCUGAAUUCCUAGAAAUGUUUGUGGGCGUCGGUCCAGCCAGGGUUCGAGACCUUUUUGUCCUGGCACGCAAGAACGCCCCCUGCAUCCUGUUCAUUGACGAAAUCGAUGCAGUGGGGAGGAAAAGAGGCAGGGGCAGUUUCGGAGGGCAGAGUGAGCAGGAGAACACACUCAAUCAGCUACUAGUGGAAAUGGACGGGUUUAACACUGCCACUAAUGUCGUGGUUCUGGCUGGUACCAACAGACCAGACAUCCUGGACCCAGCGCUGCUGAGACCCGGACGCUUCGACAGGCAGAUAUUCAUUGGUCCUCCAGAUAUCAAAGGCAGAGCGUCGAUAUUUAAAGUUCAUCUGAGACCACUGAAGCUGGAUGCAGAAUUGGACAAGGAGACUCUAGCUAGAAAGAUGGCUGCCCUAACACCUGGCUUUUCAGGUGCCGACAUUGCUAACGUGUGUAAUGAGGCGGCGUUGAUCGCAGCUCGCCACCUCUCUGACGCCAUCACACAGAAACAUUUCGAGCAAGCUAUUGAGCGUGUGAUCGGAGGCUUGGAGAAGAAGACGCAGGUGUUGCAGCCUGAGGAGAAAAAGACAGUAGCGUACCAUGAGGCGGGACAUGCCGUCGCCGGGUGGUACCUGGAGCACGCAGACCCUCUGUUAAAGGUGUCCAUCAUCCCACGUGGUAAAGGUCUGGGCUAUGCUCAGUACCUCCCAAAAGAGCAGUACCUCUACACCAAGGAGCAGCUUCUGGACCGGAUGUGCAUGAUGCUCGGCGGCCGUACCUCUGAGGAGAUCUUCUUCGGUCGCAUCACUACUGGAGCGCAGGACGACCUGAGGAAGGUGACACAGAGCGCGUACGCACAGAUCGUACAGUUUGGGAUGAACGAGAAGGUGGGUCAGGUGUCGUUCGACCUCCCGCGGCAGGGAGAUCUGGUUCUGGAGAAGCCGUACAGCGAGGCGACGGCCCGUCUGAUCGAUUCAGAGGUGCGGGAUCUUAUUAACAAUGCCUAUGAACGCACAAAGAAGCUGCUAACAGAGAAGAAGAUGGAUGUGGAAAAGGUGGCGCUACGCCUGCUGGAGAAGGAGGUGCUGGAUAAGAACGACAUGGUGGAGCUCCUGGGAAAGCGGCCGUUCGCCGAGAAGUCAACGUACGAGGAAUUUGUGGAGGGCACAGGAGGACUGGACGAGGACACAUCACUUCCUGAAGGACUGAAAGACUGGAAUAAGGAACGAGGGAGCGAGAAGGAGGAGAGCAUAGAGGAGCAGGUGGCGCGACAGCUCUCAGGCAGCAUGCCGUUCUAAAGGCAGUCCUCCACCAGAGGGCGGGAGUAGAGAGUGGGAAAUUUAACGAGGUUCAGGUUAGUUGGGGCUUGUCAUGUGACUUACUUUGCUGAGCCACAUACAGACCUUCAUCCUAUCACGGCUUGGCGUGUGCUGCAUAGCUGAAGAUGGAGAGGUGAUUAUUGAAAUUGCAGGUGGGUUUUUGGGGCAUGCCUCUGAAGAUCUACAUUUUUGAAUUUUGCUUCACUGACUGAGAUGAGCAGAUGUGACGUAUGAUGAUUUUUUUUCUUAAGAAAUGUGAUUAAAGGAAAUUCAGGAAAAAAAUCCUUGAAUUAAAUUAAAAUAUUCCUGGUCAUAGUUGCUUCUGUGAAGAUCUCGCAUCAUACAGUGCAUCACUCACGUCUGCUUUGUAAAUCAGAUCAUAAGGAAAGCAACACAAUGUUUUCGCUAGACGUGUUCACUAUACAAGAAACAAGUCGAUUUCUAGCAUAAAGCAUGAGGUCAUCUUAACGCUGUCGUCGAGCACUUGGCGACUGCAGUGUCUGCAGCUGUUUCAAUUUUUAAAUUUAAAGGAAUACUUGAGUGUUGUUUAAUCUAAAGUCUAUCUGUAGUGUGUGUGUGGUGCAGUUACAAAGUGGCUUCCUGGUACUGAAGAAGGAAUUUAUAAUGAUUCUAUAAGGAACUUGUACAUUAAUUUCCAUCAAACUUAUAAGAUUUAAUGGCAGUUGUUGGCUCGGUGGAUAUGAAGCGUAAUUUUAAAGAACAUUUUCAUGAAUUGUUUGCUUUGAGUUAUUUGCAAAUUUAAGCCAAAAGUUGCACGAUUCACGAGUCUCGAGUAAUAAAUCAGAAAGCUACAGACUCCUGAUCAGUAACAGUUAUGCGCUAGGGUUAUAAAAUUAGGGAAAAACUUUACUCUCGUGUCUGGUGUAAAGUUUUGACUUUGUGUUCGUCACAUUUUAAACCUUUAUCAACUGUGUCAUUUUUAAGUAAACGGGUUUUUGGUUGUUUUCUCAGUACAGGGAAACGACAGAUGUUGUGGAUGGAUAUUGGAUUAAAAACACUGGAAUGUUGCUUUAACUGGUCCAGAGUGGGCACUUAACAUCAUCUGUGCGUUUUCUAUAAGCUGUUUUAUUUAUACAUACAUACAUACAUACAUACAUCUCAAAGUGAUCCUAACUUUUGUUUUGGCUUCAUAGUAAUUUUAUCUACAGUGGUAUGCAAAAGUUUGGGCACCCCUGGUCAAAAUUGCUGUUACUGUGAACAGUUAAGCAAGUUGAAGAUGAAAUGAUCGGCAAAAGGCAUAAAGUUAAAGAUGACUCGUUCUCCUUUAUAUUUUAAGCAAAAACAAUUUUUUUUUAUUUUCAUCUUUUACAUUUUCAAAAUGACAAAAAAGGAAAAGGGCCCGAAGCAAAAGUUUGGGCACCCUGCAUGGUUGGUACCUAGUAACACCCACUUUGUCAAGUAUCACAGCUUGUAAACACCUUUUCUAGCCAGAUAAUAAUCUUUCAGUUCUUACCUGGGGGAUUUUCACACAUUCGUCCUUGCAAAAGGCUUCCAGUUCUACAAGUUUCUUGGGCUGUCUUGCAUGCACUGCUGUUUUGAGAUCUAUCCACAGAUUUUCAAUGAUGUUUAGGUCAGGGGACUGUGAGGGCCCGGGCAAAACCUUCAGCUUGGGCCUCUUGAGGUAUUCCAUUGUAGAUUUUGAGGUGUGUUUUGGAUCAUCGUCUUAUUGUAGGACCCAUCCUCUUUUUAACUUCAACUUUUUUACAGAUGGUGUGAUGUUUGCUUCCAGAAUUUGCUGGUAUUUAUUCGAAUCCAUGCUUCCCUUGACCAAUGAAAUGUGCCCUGUGCCACUGGCUGCAACACAACCCCAAAGCAUGAUCGAUCCACACCCAUGCUUCAGAGUUGGAGAGGUGUUCUGUUCCUGGAGUUUGGCACCCUUUUUUCACCAAAAGUCCCUUUGCACACUGUGGCCAAAAAGUUCUAUUUUGAUUUCGUCAGUCCACAGGACUUGUUUCCAAAAUGCAUCAGACUUAUUUAGAUGUUCAUUUGCAAACUUCAGACGCUGAAUUUUGUGGCUAGGUUUUCUUCUGAUGACUCUCCCAUGAAGGUCAUAUUUGUUCAGGUGUCGCUGCAUAGUAGAACAGUGCACCACCACUCCAGGGUCUGCUAAAUCUUUCUGAAGGUCUUUUGCAGUCAAACAGGGGUUUUUAUUUGCCUUUCUAGCAAUCCAACGAGCAGUUCUUUCAGAAAGUUUUCUUCAUCUUCCAGACCUCACCUUGAUCUCCACGGUUUCUGUUAACUGCCAUUUCUUAAUAAAAUUACGAUCUGAGGAAACGGCUACCUGAAAACACUUUGCUACGCUCUUGUAGCCUUCUCCUGCUUUGUGAGCAUCAAUUAUUUUAUUAUUCAGAAUGCGAGGGAGUUGCUUAGAGGAGCCCAUGGCUGUUGAUAUUAGGGACAAGUUUGAGGAGUCAGAGCAUUUAUACAGCUUUGAAACCUGCAUCAUCUGACCUUUCCUAACGAAGAAUUUGAACAAGCCACAGCUCAAUAAGCUAAUUAAGGUCUGGAACCUUGGUAAAAGUUACCUGAGAACCAAAAUGUAUUAGGGUGCCUAAACUUUCGCAUGCUGUUCCUUUUCUUUUUUCACUCUCCAAUUGUACAAAACAAAAAUAAUAUACAAGUCUUGCAGAAAACACUGAAAAGAAAUGUCUCGUCUUUACCUUUAUGCCUUUUGGUGAUCAGUUCAUCUUCUGCUCACAGUAACAGACGUUUUCAGUAAGGGUGCCCAAACUUUUGCAUGCCACUGUAGUGUACUACAUGCCGGUUUCCUUCUAGAAGAGGCAUAAAAGAGAAGCAACAGCUGUUUAUAACUGCUGUAACAUAAGUGGCAAGUACAACAUCCUUGUUUUUGAAUGUUCCUUUGUGGCAUUUAAUUCUUUUAAUUAAUAAAAAAAAAAAUGCACUUGU
Molecule: messenger RNA, 5487 nt
Organism: Neoarius graeffei (lesser salmon catfish)
Lineage: Eukaryota; Metazoa; Chordata; Actinopteri; Siluriformes; Ariidae
Gene: afg3l2
Product: AFG3-like AAA ATPase 2
Exons: 18
Coding region: 154-2538 (794 amino acids)
Biological process (GO): mitochondrial protein processing; protein-containing complex assembly
Cellular component (GO): m-AAA complex; membrane
Molecular function (GO): ATP-dependent peptidase activity; ATP binding; ATP hydrolysis activity
Source: RefSeq, a predicted model, not a curated record